UGCACUGACAGGGCGAGGAGGCCAGCGCCCUCCCGCGAUGGCCCUGCAGAGCCCGUGCGUGAUCUUCCUGCGCGAGCAGAAACCGAGCGCUUUCUUGAUGAUGUUAUAUGGGGGUCAUCCUGUGUGUGCGCUGUUUUUAAGUUGUUUUUAUAUUAGCUUUGUCUUAAGUCGAUUAUAAUCUCCAUGGGAACAAAGCCUUAUAGACUUAUUAUUUUUUAUGCCCGAAGCAGCUAAGACACAGCCAGGCUUUCGGACGUGUAGAGCUGGAGUGAGGGUGAGAGAGCGCGCUCAUCCCCCUAAGGCAUUGAGCAAUGCUCACGACCCGUCAUGGCAGGUUCAGGCAGCACAUGGCCAUCUCGCAAGCAGCUGUUCCAGGCCCUCCUGCUGGUCCUCGUCCUCCUCCACUCAGCGUUGUCCGAACCCUCCCGGGACUUCGUGCCGCCCGGCAGGCAGAAGAGGGAGGUCCCCGCCGACCUCCUGAGCCAGAUGGGCCGGGCCGUGCGGGGGACGCUGGAUGCCUGGAUCGGGCCGGAGACCAUGCACCUGGUCUCUGAGACCACGGCUCAGGUGCUGGGGACCAUCUCCUCCUGCCUCUCCGUGGGCUUCUUCGCUCUGUCGGGCAUCGCCGCCCAGCUGCUGAACGCCUUGGGGCUGGAUGGAGAUCACCUCACCCAGGUCCUGCAGCUCAGCCCCAGCCAGGUGCAGACCUUCCUGCUGUGGGGCGCGGGGGCCCUGGUGACCUACUGGCUGCUGUCCCUGCUCCUCGGCGUGCUCUUGGCCUUGCUGGGGCGGAUCCUGUGGGGCCUGAAGCUGGUCUUCUUCCUGGUCGGCUUCGUGGCCCUGGUGCGGUCAGUGCCCGACCCUUCCACCCGGGCCCUGCUCCUCCUGGGCUUGCUGACCCUCUACGCUCUGCUGAGCCGGCUCACGGGCAGCCGGGCCUCGGGGGUCCAGCUGGAGGCCAAGGUCCGAGCGCUGGAGCGCCAGGUGGAGGAGAUGCGCUGGCGGCAGAGGCGAGCGGUCAAGGGCACCCGGGGCCUGGAGGAGGAGUGAGAAGGACGCCCGGCACCUUCGUCGUCUUCGUACCAAAGAGCUGAGCUGCUUCUGGGCCGCUGGCCCUCCUUCCAGCCCCUGCCCCUCGCUUGCCCUGUCUCUGGACCCUCAGGACUCUUACCUCUGCCCCAGCCCCCCAGCUGAGCGGGAGGGAGACCCGUCCCCUGCUGGUCCUCUGACCCCUUUCUCUGCCCCUAGCCGUCCCCGCAGGGCG
Molecule: messenger RNA, 1264 nt
Organism: Myotis brandtii (Brandt's bat)
Lineage: Eukaryota; Metazoa; Chordata; Mammalia; Chiroptera; Vespertilionidae
Gene: TMEM109
Product: transmembrane protein 109
Exons: 4
Coding region: 328-1050 (240 amino acids)
Biological process (GO): intrinsic apoptotic signaling pathway in response to DNA damage by p53 class mediator; cellular response to gamma radiation
Source: RefSeq, a predicted model, not a curated record